AUGUCUUCAGCCCAAGAGACCAAAAUGCAAAAUCUUAACUCUAAUCCCGAGAUCCUUUUAAGGAAGAGAAGGAAUGCCGAUAGAACUAGAAUCGACAGACAAGAACUGGCAAAGAAGAAGAAGGAAGAGCAAAUUAAGAAGAAGAGAAGUAAUAAAAACAAGUUUGUCAGAGCUGAAAGUAUAGUCGCGAAGACCCUGGCCACUUCUAGAGAAAAGGAGAGGAUCAAAAGAGUUUCUAUAUUAGAAGACAAGAAAGCUAAGAAUGUUACACAGCAUAUUGCUUCCGGUAAAGAUUUUAUUCUGAGAAUAACCGAAAAACCCAAAAAUGUUGAUGAGAAAUCUGUUGAUUUGGAGGAAGACGAUGAUGAAGAAGACGAUGGUUUGAUCAGAGAAAAGACUACUUACGGCGGUGAACCUGCUUUACUCUUCGUUGUUAGAGUGAGAGGUCCGCUUGCUGUAAAUAUCCCAAAUAAAGCAUUCAAGAUUUUAUCUUUGCUAAGACUGGUAGAAACUAACACCGGUGUUUUCAUCAAAUUGACCAAACAUGUAUAUCCGUUGCUCAAAGUUAUUGCACCAUACGUAGUAAUUGGAAAACCUUCUUUAUCUUCUAUUCGUUCUUUGAUUCAAAAGAGAGGUAAAAUAAUGUAUAAGGCUGAGAAUGAUUCAGAAUCUCAUGAAAUAGUUCUUAAUGACAAUAACAUCGUUGAAGAACAGUUAGGAGACCAUGGAAUCAUCUGUGUUGAAGAUAUUAUUCAUGAAAUAGCAACUUUGGGUGAGUCUUUCUCUGUUUGUAACUUUUUCUUACAGCCAUUUAAGUUGAAUAGAGAAGUAUCUGGGUUCGGCUCUUUGAAUAGGCUGAGAAAAAUAAAACAGCAGGAGGCUGAAUCAAGAACCCGUCAAUUUUCAAAUGCGGCUACUGCACCAAUUAUUGAAGUUGACAUUGACUCGUUAUUAGUUAAGUUAAAUUAA
Molecule: messenger RNA, 969 nt
Organism: Saccharomyces kudriavzevii IFO 1802
Lineage: Eukaryota; Fungi; Ascomycota; Saccharomycetes; Saccharomycetales; Saccharomycetaceae
Gene: RLP7
Product: Rlp7p
Exons: 1
Coding region: 1-969 (322 amino acids)
Biological process (GO): maturation of LSU-rRNA from tricistronic rRNA transcript (SSU-rRNA, 5.8S rRNA, LSU-rRNA)
Cellular component (GO): cytosolic large ribosomal subunit
Molecular function (GO): structural constituent of ribosome; RNA binding
Source: RefSeq, a predicted model, not a curated record